Molecule: messenger RNA, 2850 nt
Organism: Xyrauchen texanus (razorback sucker)
Lineage: Eukaryota; Metazoa; Chordata; Actinopteri; Cypriniformes; Catostomidae
Gene: ttc14
Product: tetratricopeptide repeat domain 14
Exons: 12
Coding region: 401-2455 (684 amino acids)
Molecular function (GO): protein binding; nucleic acid binding
Source: RefSeq, a predicted model, not a curated record
ACUUCCUGUUGUGGUUUUGUUCUUUCGGUUCGAAUGAAACGAAUUAAAAUCCUAAUAUCUGUAUUAUAAUGCAACGCGGAGGAAGUAAACAAUGAAAUCUUUAAGGUGCCCAUAAAUGGUUAAAGUUCAAUCUUUCGUCUGGAAUUGCUUCCGGUCUCCACGUCUUUGCUUUUGGCAGCAGCACAUGUUUACAGCUGCAGUUUUUCUCUGCUUAAAUUCAGACACUAUAAAUCUAUCAUUUCGUUUGUCUCUGACAUAUUUUAAUGAAUAAAUGUCAAAUAAUCUAGUUGUUUACUUGACCAGUUAAAGCCUUUUCUUAUUUUCAAAUCUCUAUGAACAUUGAGAUAUUAAACGUAUUGAGCAGCGGUGGUGUAAAUAUGUUGUUUUGGAGACACUGAAAAUGGAAAGAGAUUUACUCAGACAGUCAGUGUCGUUUCAUGGUGAAAGUCUGCUUUCACUGUUAAAAUGUGAACAAAGUGAAAAUCCGGACUUUAAACAUGUGGCUGCAGAUCUCUCCAAAGCGCUUAACCAAAGGGAUAAAGAAGAGGGGAGUCCUGUUUUGGAGCAGUUCAUAGCAAGAAAAGCAGAUCUUCUGUUUGCAUCAUCAUGGAAGUCAAGUAAACCUACAGAAGAAUGGCAGGAGGACUCAGAAGAGGCAUAUGCCAUGAUGCCUCCAUUGGAACAGUUUAUGGAGGUGUCGUAUGAGGAGAGGAGGGAGCUUUUCUACAGGGAUGUGGAGCGUGGAGACAUGGUUAUCGGGAGGAUCAAUUCAGUGCGAGACUUCGGUUUAUUUGUGACUCUUCUCUGCACUGGUGGUGGAUUGGAAAGAGAUAUCGAGGAUCUUGAGAUAAAGGCCCUCUGUCCACUGCGAGAUGUGCCAUCAGCUGGAAAUCAUGACGAUCCUUUGUCUUAUUACCAAAUUGGGGAUUUAAUUAGAGCUGGAGUGAAGGAUAUUGACCGCUACAAUGAGAAGUUGACAAUCUCUCUUUAUUCAACCUCUCUUGCUCCUCACCUGAAUAAAGUUAAACUGGGUGUCAUAAGCAAAGAAGAUCUGCCUCUUCAUUAUACUCGGGGUGAAAAGGUGUCCACAGAUAACACUGAGACUUAUGAGAAGCUCUUGGAAAGCUCGCUUGGUUUGUCCAACCCUUUAAAUGUGGACUAUCUCUUGGGAAAGCUGGGAAUAAGUGAUACACAGACUCCUUCACUAAUGAGGGGCUUGCAGAGUAACCGUUUUAAAGAAAAGGAUUUUGCAAUGGUGAUCCGGAAAAAGCAGUCUGUAUCAUGGGCCUUAAAAUGUGUGAAAUCUGGCGUUGACCAUUUUAAAUCUGGUCGGCAUGUGGAAGCAAUGAAUGAGUACAACAAAGCCUUAGAAAUUGACACCAACAAUGUGGAAGCUCUUGUGGCACGUGGAGCACUAUAUGCCACCAAAGGAAGCUUGGUGAAAGCUAUUGAUGACUUUGAACUGGCCUUGGAGAACUGUCCUACACACCGAAACGCUAAAAAAUAUCUCUGCCAGACACUAGUGGAGCGAGGAGGACAACUUGAGGAGGAAGAAAAGUUAGUCACAGCUGAGGGUCUCUAUAAAAGAGCCAUAGUGUUAGAUGACACAUUACAAGAGGCGACAGAGGCUCUGGAGAAACUUCAGAUACGGAUCCAGAAAUCGCUUAAAUUAAAAGAACUGGAAGCUGCCAGAGAUCAGGAAAAAGAUAAGACCGUGGAGACAAGUGCAGAAAAAUUGCGUAAGAUCCUAAAAGAAGAGAAAAGGAUGAAAAGGAAAAGGAAACGAUCGACCUCUUCCUCUACAUCUUCAAGUUCAUCCUCAAUGACUAGCAAUGACUCUCAUUCAAGUAGUCGCAAAAAAUCCAAGAAACGAAAGCACAAACGUCGGCGCUCCUCUCAAAGCAGUAAGAAACACAAGCGGAGAGUGUCGUCUUGUAGCGAUAAAACAGUAGAGGACGAGAAAGAUUGGUUUCCGAUCCCUGCUAACACUUCCGCUUCAUUCAUUAACCAGAAACAAUCCAUAUCCCAACUCAUUAAUGAAAGAGAAGAGACUCAUGUCAAAAGCCGACAGGAAGACAGCAGAGGUAGGUCAGAAGACAAAGGAAAGGACACAACAUUAUCUAAACUCAGCGGUCCUGAUGCGAUUGGCGAUGUUAGAAACCGCCACCGAAAUCAGACAAAGUCUGAGGAGAGACGGGAAAGUUCCAGCACCUCGGAACAGGCCAGAAUCAGGAGGUAUUCCCACAAAUCUGAAAGGCAGUCCAGGGAAUUUUCCACACAGGGUGAAUCUGAACAAGGCAGGAAUGAGAGGAUGGAUAAAGUGGAGAGAAAUGGCCGAGAUCUUGAUGAUGCUAGGAAAAGUUCUGGUGAAACCCAACAAAAAGUGGUUCCUGCCAAUUUGUUGGAUAUUUUCAGCCAGAUUGCAGAAUUUGAGAAGGGAAAAAAGCUGAAAUAAUAAGGGUGACUCAAAAGUGUUACAUUUUUUUUCUUCUUGCUGAUUUCAUAACGUUAUAGUAAGAGUAACAUGCUUUUAGUAUUAUUAAUACUUUGACUUUUGACUUUGACUAUUACUAGCAGGUUUGAACCUUAAGUACAGUGAUUUAAAAUGCAGAUUAUUUUAGAUGAUAAAAAUGGAUUUAUAUUGAAGGUUUUCAUAAUUUCAGGUUUUGAUUAGAUUUAUUUUGUUUACCUGGGUUGUGUGUGGGAUAUGGGGCUACCCUGUCUAAAAAAACUGCAUCAAAACUGUAUAAUAGCCAAAUUUGUGAUGGGAUGGUUUCAGUAUAGUACAGUCACAGUAUUAUAAAUUGCAUUCAGUGUCAUGUUAAUGUACAAAUAAAUGAAUGUAAUGGA